Molecule: messenger RNA, 2008 nt
Organism: Lampris incognitus (smalleye Pacific opah)
Lineage: Eukaryota; Metazoa; Chordata; Actinopteri; Lampriformes; Lampridae
Product: ethanolamine kinase 1-like
Exons: 8
Coding region: 336-1418 (360 amino acids)
Biological process (GO): phosphatidylethanolamine biosynthetic process
Cellular component (GO): cytoplasm
Molecular function (GO): ethanolamine kinase activity
Source: RefSeq, a predicted model, not a curated record
AGCUGUGUUGUGGAUAGCACCACGUCUAGUAACACUGAGAAAGCUUUUUGUUUGAUACACCUGGACACUUAGCUGAUUAUCUUGGAGCUGUCAAUGAACCUGGUUUUAAUGCCUCUUUUGCUGAACUCUGUAGUGUGUCUUUGAUCCACUCGACCAUCUAAACUCGAACGUCAGUCUGACUUUGGAUCAAGUUUUGCAGAACUCUGACAUCUGCACACCAGUCAAGUAGCCUAAGAAGUAAAUGACAUUUUAUUUCAAACUCCUCCGAGAAACUCCGAGCAGCAGCAUCUUGAUCUUAGAGGUUUUUACCCUGAAUUCGUUGGCACUUGUUGACAAUGGAAAGUGGAUCUAUUGGAGCUGGGAACCAACUUCUCCAUCUAGAUGUUCAUGUCGAUGAGCAAGAGCCUCAUGAAGGCAUCCUGGAGCUGCUUAGUAGACUCCGUCCUCAGUGGAAAACAGAGGACAUACAGAUGAAGGCGUUCACAGAAGGUAUCACCAACCAGCUGAUGGGCUGCUACGUGGGCUCUCUUCAGGGGCCUGGCAGUGUGCUGGUUCGCGUGUAUGGAAGGAUGACGGGGCUCUAUGUCAACCGGGACAGGGAGGUGGAGAUGUUCCAGGUGUUUCACGCUAAUGGCUGUGGCCCACAGAUCUACUGCAGCUUCAAGAAUGGCAUCUGCUACGAGUUCGUGAGGGGAGAGGUCCUGGAGGAUGAACUCCUGUGGCAGCCGUCCAUCUACAGACUGAUCGCAGCGGAGAUGGGGAGAAUCCACGCAAUCCAGGCUGAAUGCGGUCUGCCUGCUGAACCUGUGCUCUGGACCAAGAUGUCUCAGCUGCUCACACUGGUUCAGAACAAUAUCAGUGACAGCCCAGCAAAGCAAAGUCCUGUUCUUCAGAGAGACGUCCCCGGCUUCAAGGGUCUGUCAGCGGAGAUGGAAUCACUGAAGAGACACCUCUCUGGGAUCGGCUCUCCAGUCGUCCUGUGCCACAAUGACCUCCUGACCAAAAACAUCAUAUACAGCCAUGAAGAAGGAAUGGUGAAAUUCAUUGACUACGAGUAUGCUGAUUACAACUACCAGGCAUUUGACAUUGGUAAUCACUUCAAUGAAUUUGCCGGUGUGAAUGACGUUAAUUACAGCCUUUACCCAAGCCAUGAGCUGCAGAGGGACUGGCUGAUGGCCUAUCUGGAGAGCUAUAAACGCAGCGCAGGACGCGAGGUCACCGUUACAGAGAGGGAAGUUACACAGCUCUACGUUCAGGUCUGCAAGUUUUCACUGGCAUCCAGUUUCUUCUGGGGCCUCUGGGCCAUCCUGCAGGCACACUUCUCCUCCAUAGACUUUGACUUCCAGAGGUACGCUACGGUCCGACUCAACUACUACUUUGAGAAAAAAGAGGAGUAUUUCAGUCUGUCGCUGAGUUAGACACAGUGCACGGGCCAGGGGAUGUGUUUCCAGUGCUGAGAGGAGCAGCAGCCUGUCUGUCCUGUGCAAGCCAUGGUCCAGGAAGAGCUCCCACUAAUGUGGAAAAUACAUAUUGUUCCUUUUGUAAUUGUCCAAGAGUUAAAGCAAUUGUGGAAAUGUAUGCGUUGAAUAAGCUGAUUAUUUUAAAUGCGCCAUCCUUUGUUUGUUAUUCCAUCCUUCAAUGUGACUUAAUCUGUUUUGCUAUCACUGUGAUUUUUUAAAUAUUUGUUUUACCACACUCAGUCACCGAUAAGCCUAUUUGGCAAAUUGAGAUGAGGCCUUUGCCAGAAAGACAUUAAUUGUUCCCACAUUUAGCCAAGUUGCAAAGAGCCACAAAAACUAAGUCUGAUCAUAAAACCUAUAAGAGGUUUAUGUGCAGGCUUAUUCAACAUGAACUACAGCUCUGCUGGAAAAAAUGAAAAAACGACUGUUUCCAUCAUUUAACCAAUUUACAAGUAGUGUAUUAUUUCAAGAUGAAUAUGUCCUCUGCCUUUGUGUCAUUCCUUUAAGAUAUUGGUGUUGAAACGAAGGGAACACAUGGAAGUGAACCU